Molecule: messenger RNA, 1550 nt
Organism: Oryza sativa Japonica Group (Japanese rice)
Lineage: Eukaryota; Viridiplantae; Streptophyta; Magnoliopsida; Poales; Poaceae
Source: RefSeq, a predicted model, not a curated record
ACAGUGUAUCUACUUGCACCUCUGACACAAUGAUGGCUGAUGCAGCAUCAUGCCUUCCACCCUCUCCCUCUUUCUAGCUGGCAUCUGGCUCCUCUUAUCAUUUCCCCUUUUCCACAAAGAAAAAGAAGCUUAAAAUCCAUGGCCCUACAAGAACACAAGAACUCAAGCACCAUUUCUCCAUGCCAACGCGAAUCACAUAAGAGUUCAAGCCAAAGCUAAGAGGCCAUGAGAUCAGCUAUGGCUACUGCAUCGGUGGUUACCUAUCUUCAGAGGCCGAGAGAGCUUCCGGUGCCGGAGUUCCGGGCACCGCCGCCGUCUCCGGUCACCGGCGUCCUCACGAGCAGUAGCUCCGGCUCUCUUGCAUACGGCGAGUGCCCCGAUAGCAACGAAGACGACGAGAUCGGCAGGUUCUUGCGCCGCUCCGCCAGAGUCCCGGUGCUGCGGCUGCCGGAGAGGGCCGUCCCGCGGAAGAAGAAAGCGGCGUGGGCACCUCCGGUCAUCGACGUGCGCCUGCUGGCCUUGCCGGAGGCCGGCGGUCCGGUGGCGGAGGCGCUGAGGUCGGCAGCCGUCGCGUUUGGCUGCUUCCAGGUGGUCGGCCAUGGGGUCGACCGGAGCUUGGUCUCAGCAGCGUUGCGUCAUGUGGCAGCUGCAACUGCAAGGGCAGCGACGCCGGAGCCGGAGGAGGUGGAGGUCAACGGAGACGAUGAGAACGGUGAGGAGAUGUGGUGGUCGCCUGGUGACGGAGGCCAAGAAAUGGCGGGAAAUUGGGCGCUCCAAAGUGGCGCCAGCCACUUCAGGAACACAGCAGACGCUUUGUUCAUUCAGCUGGAGCAAACCGCAACCAAAAUAAUGGACGUCCUGCAGCGAGGCGGCGCCGUUGCCACGCAAUCCAUCGCCGGAGCUGACACAAACGGCUCGCUCCUCUGCAUCCGCAAGCACCGCCGCAGGCAAGACGACCGCAGCGGCGGCGCCUCUGGCCCGAUCCGCCACGACGACAUCCUGAGGAUGCUGGUCCGGAGCUCGCGGUGCUCGCGGGCCCUCGCCCUCCACCUCUGCCCCGGCGCCUCGGCGUUCCACAUCUUCUCCCGGCGAGGCUGGUCCAGAUUCAGGCCCAUGGACGGCGCCGUCGUCGUCACCGUCGGCGACCAGCUCCAGGCAUGCAACGGUGGGCUCUACAAGAGCGUGGCCGGGAAGCCAGCGUACAGCAAUGACGACCUCCGAGGAAACGGCGGCGACACCGGUGUCGCCUCCGCGGAGUUGUUCUACUGCUUCCCUUCGGCCGGCACGGCGGCUGGCAAGGCGAGCGAGGUGUUGAGCGCGGAUGCCGGCAAGAUCAUCCCGUUGAACCUGCAGUUCAUGGUGGCUGCUUGCCUUGUGCUUGGAUACCACUUUCUCCUGUCAAGCUUGCAUUCGACUUGGUUGUUGUGAUUUGUGAAAUACAGGACCUGUUCUCUGAAUAUGCAACUCGGCUUUGUCUGUACAGUUUUUGUCAGUCACUACUGCUCACUAUAAACUUGGUGCCUGGAAAAUGAUCGAUCUACCUUUCUGGA